UGGUGUAACCCGUGGUGUAACCUUGACGCGGUUUGCAAUCAAUGCGCAAUUAUGUGCGCAUCGGAUGAUGGUCAUCCGAACCGUGAACCGGCGCAUGAUGAUGCAAUCCUAGACAUGUUUUGUUUUGAUUUGGGGCGGGCAGUGUUGUGGUGCGUGAACCCCGUGCUCGUUGGGGUCGAUGGAUUGGCAUUGCACCUGCAUGAUUGGCUCUGUCAUUGUUUGCAUUAACCUGUCGGGGUGCAUUGCAACGCGUAUUGCGGUUUCUCUCCUUGCAUGUAAUUAUUAUUAUUCGACGUAGUCUGUCGGGUCGUGAUAGACGUCGGAGUUUAUACGUUACUGACAGUCUCGAGAUCCAGCGAGUGGCGCUCGCCAACGUCCCGCUACUCUUCCACUGCCUCUCGCGACUCACAUGAGCAUUCCGAUCCCGUUCCUCAGGCAGACUCCCACACCUGCAGAAACACAGCAAGAAGGACGCGUCCUCCUUAGUUCCUUCAUUGGUGAGCAGGUGGCGCAAGAGGAGAACCUGGACACCGCGGACGUAGGCGCCAUGGGCAACACAGCCGACAUCAUCUACUCGCACACGGGCGACCGCGAGGCGGGCGACACCUAUGAGAGCCGCACGGAAGCGCUGGAGAUGAACCCAGAGUUCCUUCGCCUGGGACGCGAACUGCGUGGCCUCGCCGACCAGUUCUCCCGCAGCCCCGAGAGGCGCCGGGUGCGCCGCGAGGCGGAGUCCCUCAACAUCGAUGAGCUCACGCGCGAUAACUUGUUCAGCCUGAUGAACGAGCUGUUCCGCGACGGCUUCAGCCGGGAGAGGCUGGUGACGUUUUUCUUCUUCUGCUCGGAUCUCAUCCUGAAGGCCCUGCGCCAGUCCGUCAGGCGGCUCCGCUGGCAGGUGGUUGCCUGGGUGUGGGAGUUCUUCCGCGACCGGGUCUGCGCCUGGGUCUGCGAGCGCGGAGGAUGGGAGGCGGUGCUGACGAGCUACCUGCCGAAGCUGGCCGUGACGAUGGCCGGAGUGGCGGUGACCAUCCUGGCGGCCGUCUGCGUUUGGAAGAUGGUGAGGGCGCCUUGAGUGGGAAGGACUAGAGGAGUGAGGACUCAGGACUUCCAAAAUGAGAGGGCGCAAGUCGGUUUUUCGGAGACUUUUUUUUUUCUGUUUGGCCUUAGGCGUUGGAUUGUUUAGUGCGUGCUUUGUAUUAUUUAUGGGCACUUCAUUUCCGAGGCAUUGUGUGUGUGCCAUAUUUGUUGCUGCAUUAUGUCAUCAUUAUUUAAGUACUCUCCAGUGAUCAUCAAGUUUUUCUUGCUCCCUUUGUUUGUGCGCGUUCACAAGUAUUCGCUUAAUGUGUACAGGUGCUCCGACUGUGGUGGGAGAGGACAGGCGCCCUCACUCUCUUACGCUCGACCACAGACUUGCUGCAAUAUGUUUUUUUUUUUUUUAAUAUAUUGUCUCUGUUACUUGUGUUGGCAUUGUUUCUUUUUUUUUUCUGGUUCGAUAUUGCAGCGUACCUUCUUUGAGUCUCUGAUUGGUCCGUUGAGGAAGUCUGCCCAACGGCCGAGGGCCAUUAUGCCUAGUCUCCUCUGCUUAGUUAGCAGAGUUAGCGUUACUUCUUUGCUGCAAUAUCUGUAUCUUGAUGUGCCUUUGCAUCGUUCUGUGUUACGCCAAAGAAGUAGCUCGGGCUUCUUUUUUUCUCUUUUGUGCUUGAACAUACUUCCUGAUUGGGACGGUAAUGAACGAUAUUGAAAUUAUUUGCCCUCUUGAAGGAGGAAACUUUGGGACACGCUUGAAGCGGCUCACUCGGGGCAACUGAUUAGCUGCCCACUUACCUAAGUUAAGCUCUCUCCCUUUAUUCUUAAUUUUUAAGCGAGUCUAAAUAUUGCAUUCGCUCAAAGACUUGCCUUGCAGUUCGUGGACAUUUUGCUCAAUAUUACCUAGCUGAGUCACACAUGAACCAUGUGAACCUUUUUAGUGCAGUCGUUGCUCUGUGCCAUUUUUUAUUCGGAUCCUCGUUUUAAACGCUAAUUUUUUAGUACCCUUCCACGUUGAAGUAAAGAAGUUUUCCAGCUUAUGCUGCAGUUUGAUUUAGCAUGGCAUUUUAUGCUCAGCAGACAGUCAUUAGCAGAAUGACCGGAAAUGUAGUAUUUACAAAAGUAUUGUUAAUGGUAACGGAGGGACCAACCAAAAAAAAAAGUCAUUGUGGCCACGUCCCGGACAGACAAGGGUCAGUUUCACUGCCAACAUGUGUGACGUACUUUGUAGUUUAAAACGUUUUACAUGGACACAUGUUUGUAUUUUUGAUACCUGUUUGCAUGGUCUUGUUAAUAAAAGGAUGAAUGUUUGUCAAUGACA
Molecule: messenger RNA, 2347 nt
Organism: Ornithodoros turicata
Lineage: Eukaryota; Metazoa; Arthropoda; Arachnida; Ixodida; Argasidae
Product: apoptosis regulator BAX-like
Exons: 2
Coding region: 410-1072 (220 amino acids)
Biological process (GO): regulation of apoptotic process; extrinsic apoptotic signaling pathway in absence of ligand; intrinsic apoptotic signaling pathway in response to DNA damage
Cellular component (GO): mitochondrial outer membrane
Molecular function (GO): protein homodimerization activity; protein heterodimerization activity
Source: RefSeq, a predicted model, not a curated record